AACAGAUGAAAGUCUUUUCAUUUAAAGCUCAAAGAUUGGAGCGACUGAGGAAAGAACGACAGAACCAGAUCAAGUGCAAAAACAUCCAGUGGAAAGAGAGAAGCUCGUCUCAAUCAGCAGACGACUUGAGCUCGCUUUUUGAAAAGAAGGACUUUAAGGACAGGCCCCGGAGCACAGGCAGUAAAUCGACACUCUCGCUGCGGCUAGAACAGUGUCCUCAGCAGCUCAACAACCCCUUCAACGAGUACUCCAAAUUUGAUGGCAAG
Molecule: messenger RNA, 266 nt
Organism: Sinocyclocheilus rhinocerous
Lineage: Eukaryota; Metazoa; Chordata; Actinopteri; Cypriniformes; Cyprinidae
Product: target of rapamycin complex 2 subunit MAPKAP1-like
Exons: 2
Source: RefSeq, a predicted model, not a curated record